Brugia pahangi is the source of this 222-nucleotide messenger RNA. The record is from the annotation of a GenBank genome assembly. Lineage: Eukaryota; Metazoa; Nematoda; Chromadorea; Rhabditida; Onchocercidae.
AUGGUAAUUCAUUUUAUGGCUGAUGACGAUUUUUAUAGAAAAAAAGGAAUUGUGAUUGGCACGAUAUGGCUCGUGUCAUCGGAGCAGAGAUGGGAUAAGGCAAGGAGGCGUCAAAUUGUUAUAAUUCGAUGUAGUGGAAAGGAAACAACUCAAUUAUGGAUCGUUGAAUCAAUUGUUUCGUCGUAUUUAGAAGGGUUUGUGCUAUUCUUAUCUUCUAAAUAA